This is a messenger RNA of Chrysemys picta bellii (western painted turtle), 1217 nucleotides long. It is a transcript of the gene SCT, whose product is annotated as secretin. NCBI's taxonomy places the organism in Eukaryota, Metazoa, Chordata, Testudines, Emydidae. Gene Ontology annotation, cellular component: extracellular region. The record is from RefSeq and is a predicted model, not a curated record. Gene Ontology annotation, molecular function: hormone activity. Gene Ontology annotation, biological process: brain development; positive regulation of somatostatin secretion; positive regulation of pancreatic juice secretion.
CAUCCAAACUGGUUUCACUGAGGCAUACAGAAUACAAACAGCUUGUAAUUUACUGGCUGGGCAAAUUAUUUGGGUCUGCUCAUCUUUUAUGUUUCACAGACUGCUCUCUCUGUUGGCAAGAACUGCCUUAUGUCAUUACAAUGCUGUUAUUAACGUAGCAAUACAGUAAUAUCUGGUGCUGUGCAACCGGUAAAUUGUUCCAAACAAAUAACAGGGUCAUUCAUUUUACUGCUCACAAAACCUAGUGCUUCAUUUCAGGAGACAUCAUGGCCUCCCUGCUGACUGGACUCUGGCAGCUAGUUAUUUCUGUGGUUGUCCUGUCUCAGCUCUCAGCAACGCUUCCUGCUCUGGAAAGGGCUCGGAGACAUGCCGACGGGGUAUUUAACAGUGAACUCAGCAAGAUGAAUGAAAAUGCCUAUGUGCAGAAGUUAGUCAAAUCUCUCGUGGGCCUCAAUCAAAGGUACCAGAGGCACUCUGAUGGCAUGUUCACCAGCGAACUCAGCAAGAUGAGAGGAAACGCUCAGGUUCAGAAACUAAUCAAGUCUCUGGUGGGCUACAAGCGCAGUAGUGUUCCCGAAUCAUCUGGCCUGGAGGGGCAGGUGGAAGACUCUGGCUUUAUUGAUCAUGCUGAAAAUGACUUGGGCUCGAAAGAGAAGCUCACUAAACUAAAGACUUUCCUGCACCACGUACAGAAUCUCAGAGGAAGUGAUGAGGUGGACGGCUCUGAAGGAUUAAUCCAUACAGAUAUACCAAGGACACGUGAAACCGGCAGCUCUUACGAUGACUUUUGCUUCAUGUGGUUAUACCAGAGCUUUCUGAAUGAUAGCCUGUCAGAGAGUGAUGCAAGAGAAGCCACUCAGAUGACCGGCCAAUACAUUUGCCCAGCCUCCAAACCACUGAUUGAAGAGAUGAAGGAAGAAGUGUCUGUUCUGGACUAGAAGUGAAGGGGACAACAGCAGCCAAACCUCUCCAUAAAAUAUAGCAUGGGGGGGUGGGUUCCGUGUGCGGCCUACAAAUAAAUAAGGAAGCUAUUGAAUCUAGUUCAAGGGUAAAUGAUGGGAUCAGAAACUGCCAAAAUAACAGUAAAGCAUGUAAUCAAGGGCACUGUGUGUAUUGGUGUAAAAUAGAGGGUGGGGUUAGUAGAUGGUGCAUGAAUGAUGGAAGCAGCUUACACAAUACUUUGUUCCAAGCCGGAUUCUAAACUUUAAUAAAGGUUC